Rhizopus microsporus ATCC 52813 is the source of this 165-nucleotide messenger RNA. RefSeq lists its product as uncharacterized. The annotation marks the transcript as partial. The transcript has a single exon. NCBI's taxonomy places the organism in Eukaryota, Fungi, Mucoromycota, Mucoromycetes, Mucorales, Rhizopodaceae. Gene Ontology annotation, molecular function: translation repressor activity; mRNA binding. Gene Ontology annotation, cellular component: P-body. Gene Ontology annotation, biological process: nuclear-transcribed mRNA poly(A) tail shortening. The record is from RefSeq and is a predicted model, not a curated record.
GAAGUACAGCAUGUUGACCAAUGGUUUCGUUAUUUAAAUGAAGCUGAACGUACAGCUACCAUCUAUACUUUAUUGCAACACUCAUCUCAAGUGCAAAUCAGAUUCUUCAUUACUGUUUUACAACAAAUGAGUAACAGGGAUCCUUUAGGCGCAUUAUUAUCACCU